This is a messenger RNA of Nematostella vectensis (starlet sea anemone), 556 nucleotides long. RefSeq lists its product as uncharacterized. The record is from RefSeq and is a predicted model, not a curated record. The coding region runs from base 167 to 556 and encodes 129 amino acids. Lineage: Eukaryota; Metazoa; Cnidaria; Anthozoa; Actiniaria; Edwardsiidae. The transcript has 5 exons.
CCGAGAACACGCCGUCACCCUCUACAGGGAUGUCAAAGUCGUUUCGCAGCUGAGGGGUGCCUGCAAUGCGUUUCAGAGGCAGGCCCGCGCUGCGCAGCCCACGCAAGAGGACCUUGUCAAUGCAAAUAAGUGGUUGCCAUGGGAUGAGGUGAUUCAUUGUGUGGACAUGCAGACAGAAAGAUUUGACAUGGCACGCUCACAGAGUGCCAAGGCUAGGGAGAGCAGGAAUCUGCUGUCGAUCGCGCUUUUCGUAUUGAUACCUCCUUCCAGAGGACAAGAGAUCCGGACACUGCGAAUUGCCCCGUCCGGUGACAGAGAACACGUCCAGGGACUGAAUUCAUUAGUCUUGAAUUCAGAUGGCACCCUCAUGUUCAGAUUCGAGGAUUACAAAACAUAUGGCUCUCAUGGGGUUGAUGUCACAAAUUUGCCAGAAGAUCACAGAUUGAACGUCAUCAUAAGGGAAUAUCUGGACAAAUACAGAGAUAUUCUUCUCGACGCCGCUGACGAUGGCACAACCAACAAUUUUCUUCUCCUGGGUGACUAUGAAAGCAUUUAA